AUGGAGAACGAAGCUUACGGUUUGACCGACUCCUUCGUGGCCAGACACACUACAGACCCUACCUUACGCUUGGAACUGCUUUCUCGUAAUCAAAAUGGCCUCAGUCAUGACCAACGCACAGGGAUGGGGGCAGAGGUAAGAAACAUUGAAUACAGUAUAGCCUUAAAAAUAAGGAGGGGGGAACUGAUAUUGCUUGUCUGGGACUACGUAGUCGGCCGACUGGGGGAAGGUGGGUGUUUUAAAGACAAUUCACCAAAAUUGAGGCUGAGAUCGCCGCUUCUAUUGACUACGACAUUAAACAUGUUAAAACUAGAAAAAAACUAUGAGACCGAUUGAUUCAGAAAAUUUGGUCGCACAAGCUUCGUCAAAAAUUGAUUCCGUAUAUGAAAAAAAUAUGUUAUAAAGAAUUACAAAAUGAUCUCACGAAAAUAUUUGUUGUUUUCGUUGUCGCGACUUCCCCUAUUGAUGUUUUGCGAUAUCUUAAAAGAAGAAAUACUAAUAGCCAAUUUUUGUUUACUUAAAAUAGAAACAGCUCAUAGAUUUAUGAGGCAUCAAACGAGCAUUCCAAGCGAGUAAAAUGAGUCUAUAUCGCCCGCUCAAAGAGCUAGCCAUUUAAUAAACAAUUUUGAAAAUUAUCUUAUUUCGUUUCAUUUCUUCAGAUUGCCGACUCGUCUGCAGCUGGUUCCCCUUCGGCCGAAGUCUUCCCAACGAACUCUCAAGCUUUCACUUUGUUUCCCUUCCCUCCACUGAACAUAAGACCUUGGAAUGUGGAGUCUUUAGAGUCCACAAACAACAGUCCUCUUGCUUUGGUGCAAGGAGUAGCCAGAGCAACGGUCCAAAUGAACAGGGGAAUGCGCGAAAGAGAACAGCGUGAACUGGAGCGGGAACAACUUCAAACGGACCAGGACAGGAGAGAAACACAGAUUAGAAUGAGAAGAAAAAGAGAAAUGAUAGAAAGAGAGAGAAGGGAAAUAAGAAGAUCUAGAGGACGGAGAGAAUGGCAAGAGGCAGUUCCUGGACCUUGGUGCUCAUGCCGCCUUGAUGAGGUGAUUAACAUAUUUUGUUUUUUUCCAUGUUAAUUUAUCAGUAAGUCGUCUUUCCUUGCCCCUGCUCAGGGAAAGUUGUGGCAGGUUCUUUUACAUCCGAAUGAAAUGACUCAAGAGACCAACGAUGGCAUUUAGAAAAAGAAAAAAAAUACAAAUUGAAAAAUGAGAAAGAAAGAAACUGUGAGUGAUAGGGAACUGAAAAAAAUAGAACUCCUAUUGAUCCCAUUUUCUAAACUCUAGUUCCCUGCAGUUUCGCCCAUCAUCACUUAUUUUCACAUGCACCCCUUUUAAAAUUUCUUAGUUUCACCUUUUUUUUCCCCUUAUUUUAGUUUGUAGGAGACACCAUAUGCGGAAGAUGUGACAGACAGAGAUACUUGUAAGUUUAUAGCCCUACUAAGAGGGUCUUAAUGGGUAUAACCGUUGGCCGUAAAACGGCCAAAAAAUUUAGCCGUUAGGCGUAAAAAUUGACAAAUUUUAACCGUUAGUCGUAAAAAAAGUUUAACGCAAACAAUAUGUCUAGUGGAAACAAUGGAAAGGUGUUAACUGUUAGCCGUAAAUUGGCCAAAAUUUUAACCGUUAGCCGUAAAAGCCAUCACCCCAUUGAGACCCUCUACUAGGCUCACUCAUUGGUAAUAGUGCUCACCAUUCAGCAAAGUUGGUGCCACAAUUGAUAUUGUUGCUGCUUAAACCUAGAUUUUAAGAUGUCAUUUCUGCAAUUUUCAAAGUGUUUGAUUUUGUGAUUCAAAAAAGGACAAAAGUUUUCUGUUGGCACCAGUCAGGUCAAAUAGCUACAUUAUGGGUAAAUUUUAAAAGAGGAACUCUGCAAGUAAUGUAAUGUACUGAAGAAGUAAUUUUUUCCUGGCGUUAAUAGAGAAAGAAACAGUGUUUUUACCAACGCAGUAGAAAAUUUUGAUCAACGUUCUGGUCAAUCUGGUGGCUCAGUGACGAACAGAAGCCAUAGCAGCUUUGUGCUUGAUGAAUUGGGACAACGCGUGGAUGAAGCGUGCACCUUGUUGGAAAGAGUGUCAAGGGAGAGACAAGGGUUUGAUCGGGAAAUUGAAAGACAAGAGCAUGAAAUACGAACCGGAGCUGUUCUUUCGGAAAGAACACUGAAGAAGAGAGGAGGGGAGGCAAGACAGCUCCCGGAAGUUAGCAUGUGGCCUCAGCGGCCAUUUCCUGCACUUCUGUGUAACUUAAGCGAGCAGUGUGAGGAGGUAAGUUAACUAAGGGCCCUGUCAUUACUCAACGCCUGGAGGGAAGGGGUCGGAGGAGUUUUUUUUGGGGGGGGGGAGAGGGCGAUCACGUUGUUUUCAGACUGAAGGGUAGGGAGGGGGGAAUCAUUAGAAUACUGGAAAGAACUGGGGGUGGAGGGGAAUCAAGUACAUUUUAUUUCUACACAUCCAAAAUCCCCUGCCCCUCCCCCUCCAUCGCCUUGGCGAUUCGUAAUGACAGUUCCUUAAGCAUCGCGAUUGGCAUAAUGGAAAAUAUUUUGCUCAAGAAUUGAUCCACACCUCUUGAUAGCCGCCAUGUCAUAUUUUCCGUACACGGGUGACUAAAAUAGGAGCGUUUCAUGUGUAAAAUAUAUGCCAUUCAAAGUUAGAAUUGACAGAGCUAUUACUCGCUUAUCAAAAUUUUAUGGAUGUUAACAAGCGUGUUUUUUUCAUCCUAGAAUCUAAGAGGCGAGGGUUCUGGAAGACAGAGGUAAGUACAAGUAGACUGACUACUGUAAUAUGCGCGCUCUUUUGUCUCCUUUGGAUGAAUAAGUUUAAUCAGUCCGGCUCAUGCUAAACGUUAAUUCAUCCGUUUGUUCAUUAAUCAAACCCUUAGGAAAUAUGGGAUUUUUAACUACAUCAUUCUUCCUUUAGAAUUUUGAAGGAUAACCUUUUGCAUCACGACAUCUCCAAAUGUAAUGUUUGUCUGAACAAAUGGCUUCAAGGAAAACCCAAAUGCAUUCCACAGUCAGGACAAGAUGAAUGUUGCAUCUGUUUGGAGGUAAUGGCUGAGAUCAAAGGCCCUGAUUUUAGUAACUGCUGUAAAGCACGAUUGAUAGACGUAUUUGAGAGUCACUUUAUUGGUGUCAUGUAGGCUGGAAGGCUAAUCAAUGAGUAAAGCAAAAUAAAUUCGUUAAACGUUGUGGGUAUGGUUUAGAUAUAAGUGUAGCGAUCGAAUCAAAUGGCAGGGCCAUAAAAUUAUUACUAACACACUUAAAGUACUUCAAGCACCGGUGGAUCGAUUUAGCAGUUUCUUUUCUGAGUAACAGGCCAUCGUACCAUCGUAUUUCCUUUCUUAGAGGAACUACUUUUUGAGAUGAUACAAUUUAAAUGUUAACACUCAUUGAUAGACUCAACUUUUCCUUUUCAUCCCUUUUUGAGAUGAUCCAAUCAAAGAACUAACCGUUCCGUCGCCUCUGACGUCCGUUCCGUUUAUCUGUACACCAGUCGCUGUUACGAACAACAGUUUUUUUUCAUGACUCCAUCGGCGUAAUGAUUUCAUGUGAGUCCAUUGAAUGAUAAAUAAAAUCUCUUUUUCGCCCUUAACUUCAGGACGCGCUCAGUGGUUAUCAGAUCCUGCCAUGCUCACACAAGGUUCACAGAGAGUGUGCUAUUGCAAUAAUACAGAAUGGCGUGUAAGUACACCCAAAAAGUCCGCACAUCUAUAGUAAUAAGUGUUGCUACCCUGUAUAAGAUGAUUUUUUUAUUGCACUUUUUGAUGCCCAGCCACUUUGUUAGAUUUUGUGGCCAAGAGCACCUCAAUGAAACAGAAAUUACAGUGCUUUACUUAGUUCUAAAGAUAAAAAAACGUAUAAGUCAUAGUUUGGUUUAAAAUUCUCCACGCCUGCUUCACUAUUUCCUUAAAAUCUAUUUAGGAUUAAUCUUAUUCUACUCAUUUUUCUUUCAGCCGCUGCUGCCCCAUUUGCCAUCAUCCACUGUUUGGU
Pocillopora meandrina is the source of this 3981-nucleotide messenger RNA. NCBI's taxonomy places the organism in Eukaryota, Metazoa, Cnidaria, Anthozoa, Scleractinia, Pocilloporidae. The record is from the annotation of a GenBank genome assembly.